AGAAAUAUGUUUAUAGCGCCUUCUUUUUCAGAAUGAACAUAAGCAAGUGGUGGAUGAAAGAACUCGUUUACUUUCUGAAAAAGCUAAAUUAAAAGAAAAGCUGCAAGAUGCUGAAGCUGAUAUUGAAAGUCUUAAACUUGAGAUCAGGCCAGCGAUCAGGCACGUUUGCAUAAUUAUAAUCGCAGAUGUAUGCACUGCUGAGGAAAAUUUGAGUAGCAUUAUUUCGAGUGAGCUGGAGCGACGUUUUGAAGAAUCUCGAUAUCGAGUACAAUGUGCAUUGGAUGAAAAACAUGAGCUGCAACAAGAACAUUUGGAAUCUGAAACUGCUGAAGUCAACGUUCUUCGUGCUGAAACAGAAGAACACCGUGAAUAUGCCGAACAACUUGAGAAACAAUUUUCUGCUCAAGUGGCUAUUAUUGAAGCUUUAAAAGCGAAGUUGUUAGAGGUAAGUUGCAUUAAUCACGUGAAUUCCGUGAAACUGUCGGCAUCUAACUUUAAGAAUGCACAGACUUUCUUGUCAUUUAAAUCUGAAAACUUUUGGGCAAUCACAUCGAAAAUUCGAAACUACAGCAACAGCAACGCCAAAGUCAACAGCUACGAUGACAGCAACGACAACAGCAGCAGCAACAGCAGCAACGGCAACAGAAACAACGAUAUACAUACGCACAUUACAAUGGCACAAGCAACAAAUUCUGAUAUUUGA
Molecule: messenger RNA, 703 nt
Organism: Enterobius vermicularis (human pinworm)
Lineage: Eukaryota; Metazoa; Nematoda; Chromadorea; Rhabditida; Oxyuridae
Source: the annotation of a GenBank genome assembly